AUGACACCGUUUUUCAUUGCCAUAACCCUGGGGAGGACCCUCCUCCGGUUCCCCGACACCCUCUUGGGCGACCCCCGCCGGCGCCGGCGCUACUUCGACCCCCAACGCCGCGAGUACUUCUUCGACCGCCACCGCGGAGCCUUCGGCGCCGUCCUCUACUACUACCAGUCGGGAGGAAGACUCCGGCGCCCACCCAACGUGCCCUUAGAUGUCUUCUUGGAAGAGUUGCGCUUCUACCAGUUGGGCGCCGAAGCAGAAGGAAGGCUCCGCGAGGCCGAAGGCUUCGGGGCGGAGGUGGUCCAACCCCUGCCCGGCGGGAGGUUGCGACGGCGGGCGUGGUUGUUGUGCGAGCACCCCGAGAGUUCGCCAGCCGCCCGGGCCGUGGCCUUGCUCUCCGUCCUCGUCAUCCUCGUCUCCAUCGUGGUCUUCUGCUUGGAGACUCUGCCCCAGUUUCGGGCUGGAGGGGAAGGGGGCGCUCAGCAUCUUCAGCAGCCCUUCAUCCUCAUCUCUAUGGACUUCAUCCUCCUCAACUUCACCCUCAGCAUCUUCAGCAGCCUUAGCCUCGCCCUCCUCAUCCUCAUCUUUGUGGACUUCGUCCUCAUCAUCCUCGUCCUCAGCAUCCUCAGUGGCUUCAGCCUUGCCCUCCUCAUCCUCAUCUUUGUGGACUUCACCCUCAUCUUUGUGGACUUCAUCAACCUCAUCCUCAGCAUCUUCAGUAGCCUCAGCCUUGCCCUGCUCAUCGUUAUGACCCUCAUCCUCGUCCUCACUCUGCUCAGUAGCUUCAGCCUCACCCUCCUCAUCCUCGUCCCUAUGAACCUCAUCUUCUUCAUCCUCGUCCUCAGCAUCCUCAGCGGCUUCAGCCUUGCCCUCCUCAUCCUCAUCUUUGUGGACUUCAUCCUUAUCUCUAUGGACUUCAUCCUCAUCAACCUCACCCCCAGCAUCUUCAGCAGCCUCAGCCUCGCCCUCCUCCUUAUGAACCUCAUCAUCCUCACCAUUCUCAGUAGCUUCAGCCUCACCCUCCUCAUCCUCGUCCCUAUGAACCUCACCUUUUUCAUCCUCAUCCUCAUCAUCUUCGUCCUCACCGUCCUCACCUCACUCCUCAUCCUCAUGAUCCUCAUCCUCACCCUCCUCAUUCUCAUCUUCACGAUCCUCAUCCUCACCACUCUCAUCCUCUUCCUCUUCCUCACCACCCUCAUCAUUCUCAUCACCUUCAGUCUCAUCCUCAUCAUCCACAACUUCAUCAUUCUCACCGUCCUCCCCCUCUUCAUCCUCACCAUCCCCAUCCCCAUCCUCCUCCUCCUUUUGUCAAUCUCAUCAUCCUCUUCCUCCUCAUCUUCCUCCUCUUUCUUCUGCCUGGAGACCCUGCCCCAGUACCAGCCGGGCAAGGAACCCUCACUGCAAAUGAAUCACCCCCAGAUCUUCUUCAUCCUCAUUGUCCUCACCAUCCUCACCAUCAUCUUCAUCACCCUCACCAUCUUCAUCAUUGCCACCUUCAUCUUCUUCAUCAUCAUCCUUCCCCGUUUCAACCUCGUCUUUUUCCUUUCGCGGCACUCGACGGGUCUGCAGAUCCUGGGCCAGACCCUUCGCGCCAGCAUGAGGGAGCUGGGCCUGCUCAUCUUCUUCCUCCUCAUCGGCGUCGUCCUCUUCUCCAGCGCCGUCUACUUCGCCGAGGCCGAAGACCCCGCCACCUCCUUCACCUCCAUCCCCCGGGCUUUUUGGUGGGCGGUGGUCACCAUGACCACG
Molecule: messenger RNA, 1743 nt
Organism: Opisthocomus hoazin
Lineage: Eukaryota; Metazoa; Chordata; Aves; Opisthocomiformes; Opisthocomidae
Source: RefSeq, a predicted model, not a curated record